Messenger RNA from Asterias rubens (European starfish), 1968 nucleotides. RefSeq names its product NADH dehydrogenase [ubiquinone] 1 beta subcomplex subunit 8, mitochondrial-like. Gene Ontology annotation, cellular component: mitochondrion. The coding region runs from base 11 to 565 and encodes 184 amino acids. The transcript is spliced from 5 exons. The record is from RefSeq and is a predicted model, not a curated record. Lineage: Eukaryota; Metazoa; Echinodermata; Asteroidea; Forcipulatida; Asteriidae.
GAAAUCAAACAUGGCGGCGCUUUGCAGGCUUUGCUGUCGAAAAGCAGCGAAUAUUUCUACAGUUGCCAGGGUAGUCUCAGCCCGAUACGCAACCUUUUCUGAAGAUGAUUUGCCCGGCCUCUAUCCUAAAACUCCCAAAGAGCGAGCAGCUGCGGCCAAGAAGUACGGCAUGCGUGUUGAGGACUACGAGCCAUACCCAGAUGAUGGCUUAGGAUGGGGUGACUACCCUAAGCAGCCGCCAAUCCACGAUGACGACAAAGAUCCCCAUGAAGACUGGGACUUUCCCGAGGAGAGACGAAACUUUGGCGACAAUUUGCAUAUUGAGCAGGAUGCAUUGUCUCGUUCGAAACCAGCCAAAAAUGUAUAUGAACGAAUUCCGCUGAAAAAUCAAGCACUGCUUCUAGGGUCGGUGUUAGGAACCUUUGCUGUUCUAUUUUGGCUCGGAGGGAAAUACAAGAGCUUCCAGCCUGUGAUGCCCAAACAGCUGCCGUACAAUGAUCUCUGGACAGAGCAGGGCAAUGACCCCAGCAAAGCACCCGAGCAAAGGAAACAUUAUAGCUUCUAGUGACCAUACAUUGCAAGCCCUAAGAAACUCAUGGGCAAGCACUGGGCCUAAUUUCAUGACUCUGCUUACCGCAGAAUUACGAGCUUACUGUAGUCAUUCUCCGCUCACAGCAUUGGCAUGAAAUGUCUGUGCUUGCUGUGUAAGCGAAGAAUGGCUACUGUAUUUUGUUAGCAGAGCCAUCAAAUGAGGCCCAAGUGUGUGUUUGGGGAUAUUGAGCUCCCCCAAGGGGGAGAUGAAAAAAGGUAUCUAGAUAGGUGUUUGGAGUGAAUUUGGGGUAGUUUUGUCUCUACGGGAACACUAAAAUAGGUCUGUAUCAUUGAGCAAGGACAGAAUGAAACAAGGGUAGAAAAAAAACACUCCUGUCUCUCAAGCGGGAUUUGUUGAUAGAUUACUUGGCUUAAAGGUGUCACUUUUGUUGCGUCUUUUAUCACUUUCCUUGAGAAGACAUAAUUCUUAUUCAAUCAGAAUCUCUAAGACGGUUCCAUUUGAUAUUAUUAUUCAAACACCUGUUUGUUCGUUUACCAGCUUCUUUGUGUGUUUAAGAAGCAAGCAUGCACUUUAUGUUUACACUCAAAUUUUUAUUUAUCUCUGAAUGUUUUAAAAGAAACAGUUUCAUGCUGAGAUAGUUGUUCAAAUACAGACAAUAAUAUAAUAUAAAUCAGGGAACUGAUUUUUCCAGCUGUUAGCCUCUUGCAUUGGUCUUUGUUGCUGGGUCAGUGAAAAUACUGGCGUGUACAUGCCAAGUACACUGUACAUCGUUCGGAUAGUUAGGGUUUUCCUUAGCCCUACAUAGGACUCUUCCUCUGGAGUAUAAUACGAAGGUGUGAGGCCGCCAGGGCUAUGGUUUUCCUAAGCCCGACCUUCUGGGCCCAAUUGCAUAAAGCUGUUUAGGUCUGUAUAAUUGAGUAAGUACAGAGCGAAAAACUAGCAGAAAAACUGCUUAUAAUAUCGAAUCUCUAUGCUAAGCAAAAAAUGAAUAGGCACCAGUCGCAUCAAUGUAUACUUUAUAAAAUGUUGCUGGCUGGUAACCUUUUUAUUGGGCUAAGAUAGAUUUUCCUGUGCUUAGUAGGUGUUUGUGCUCACAUGCUUUAUGAAUUUGGGCACUUGAAGGCACACUUGAAGGAUGGUGAAAAGGUCUUCCUUUGAUCUCAGGGAGGGCGCUGUUUGAGCUUGUGAGGAUCUUAAAUGCAAAGGGCUCUGUAUUGUCAGUUAAAGAGACUCGACAAUGUUUAAAUGCAUGUCUUGUGGUUUACAGGAGCAGUUGGAUACCAAGUACAUUUCACUAGGAGUCAUUAAUGUGUUUGAUUUUAUUUUAAUUGAAUGCCGAGUGCUGACAGACACUCUGGUGUUUGGAAUUUGUAAAUAAAAGAAAUAAACAAUCGAGAUUGGAUGCGUUUAGUAGA